AUGACUCCAGGUCUUGGCCACCCGCCUAAAGAGGUACCAGCUAAAGUGUACUCUCAGUGGCAGGGUAAUAACAACAAGGCAGACCCGCCAAAGCUGGAGACUGAUCAACACUGGAAAGGCAUAUGGGAGAAGGCGGCAUCACACAACAGCGAGUUGUGUUUGAUGAUGCAGGGGGACUAUGUGUGGCUGGACCUUAAGACGGGACGAGAAUUUGAUGUCCCAGUGGGAGCAGUGGUCAAACUGUGUGACUCUGGACAGAUCCAGGUUCUGGAUGAUGAAGGACGGGAACAUUGGAUUUCCCCUCAGAAUGCCACCAACAUCAAGCCAAUGCACCCAACCUCCAUCCACGGGGUGGAGGACAUGAUCCGUCUGGGCGACCUCAACGAAGCCGGGAUCCUCCGCAACCUACUUAUCCGCUACAACGAACACGUCAUCUAUACGUACACAGGCUCAAUCCUAGUUGCAGUCAAUCCAUACCAGCUGCUGCCCAUCUACACUCCCGACCAGAUCCGCCUCUACACCAACAAGAAGAUCGGCGAGAUGCCGCCGCACAUAUUCGCGAUAGCAGACAACUGUUACUUCAACAUGCAGCGAAACAACAAGGACCAGUGCUGCAUUAUCAGCGGUGAGUCUGGAGCUGGGAAGACAGAGAGCACAAAGCUGAUUCUGCAGUUCCUGGCCGCCAUCAGCGGCCAGCAUUCCUGGAUAGAGCAGCAGGUUUUGGAGGCUACGCCUAUCCUCGAAGCUUUUGGCAACGCCAAGACGAUUCGUAAUGACAACUCCAGUCGCUUUGGGAAGUACAUAGAUAUCCACUUCAACAAACGAGGAGCCAUCGAAGGAGCCAAAAUAGAGCAGUACCUGCUAGAGAAAUCUCGUGUCUGUCGACAGGCUCCAGAUGAGCGAAACUACCACGUUUUCUACUGCAUGCUGAAGGGCAUGGCUCCGGAGAUGAAAGCCAAACUGGGUCUGGGCCUCGCCGCAAACUACUCCUACCUCACCAUGGGUAACUGCACAGAAUGUGACGGCCGAGAUGACCUGAGUGAAUACUCCAGCAUCCUGUCAGCCAUGAAGGUCCUCAUGUUCACCGAGACAGAGAACUGGGAGAUCUCCAAGCUGCUGGCUGCCAUCUUGCAUAUGGGCAACCUGGGAUUUGAGGCCCGCACGUAUGACAACCUGGACGCCUGUGUGGUUGUGAGAUCUCCUGACCUGGUGACUGCUGCUUCACUCAUGGAGGUGGAGCCUAAGGCUGUGAUGGUGUGUUUGACCACUCGGACUCUCAUAACUCGAGGUGAAAGUGUCACCACGCCUCUAAGUGUUCAACAAGGCCUGGACGUCCGGGACGCCUUUGUCAAGGGGAUCUAUGGGAGGCUGUUUGUCUGGAUAGUAGAAAAGAUUAAUGCUGCCAUAUACCGGCCUCCUUCCUGUGAGAGCAGUAUCAUACGAAAAUCAAUCGGGCUACUGGACAUCUUUGGUUUUGAGAACUUCAUUGUCAACAGUUUUGAGCAGCUGUGCAUCAACUUUGCCAACGAGAACCUGCAGCAGUUCUUUGUUCGCCACGUUUUCAAACUGGAGCAGGAGGAGUAUAACCUGGAGGACAUCAGCUGGCAGCACAUCGAGUUCACCGAUAACCAGGAUGCACUGGACAUGAUUGCCCACAAACCCAUGAAUAUCAUCUCUCUCAUUGAUGAAGAGAGCAAAUUCCCCAAGGGAACUGAUGCUACGAUGUUGUAUAAACUCAAUUCACAGCACAAACUCAACUCCAACUACAUUCCUCCUAAAAACAGCUAUGAAACCCAGUUUGGUAUCCAACACUUUGCUGGAGUGGUUCAUUAUGAGUCCAGAGGGUUCCUGGAGAAGAACCGAGACAGCCUCCACACUGACAUCAUCCAGCUCGUCCACUCGUCCAAGAACAAGUUCAUCAAGCAGAUCUUCCAGGCUGAUGUUGCCAUGGGUGUUGAGACGAGGAAACGCUCUCCGACUCUGAGCAGCCAGUUCAAACGUUCCCUGGAGAUGCUGAUGAGGACGCUCAGUGUGUGUCAACCGUUCUUCGUCCGCUGCAUUAAACCCAAUGAGCUCAAAAAACCAAUGCUGUUCGAUAGAGAGUUGUGUAUCCGCCAGCUGCGCUACUCGGGCAUGAUGGAGACCAUCCGGAUAAGGCGAGCCGGUUAUCCGAUCAGAUACAGCUUUGCUGAAUUUGUGGAUCGUUACCGAGUCCUGAUGCCUGGCAUCAAACCUGCUCACAUACAGGAGGACUUACGGGGCACCUGCCAGCAGAUAGUUCAGGCCCGGCUGGGGGGACAUGACGACUGGCAGAUUGGAAAAACCAAGAUUUUCUUAAAGGACCACCAUGACAUGCAGCUGGAGAUCGAGAGAGACAAAGCCAUCACUGACAAGGUCAUCCUCAUCCAGAAGGCCGUGCGUGGGCUGAAAGCUAGGACAAACUUCCUCAGACUCAGGAGUGCUGUGACUUUCAUUCAGAAGGUCUGGCGGGGUUAUCAGUGCAGGAAGAAUUACCAAACUAUGAAGGUGGGUUUCACUCGCCUCCAGGCAGUCUCCAGGUCGAGGAAGUACUACAGAAGCUACCAGAUUACUCGCCGCUGUGUAACUGUCAUCCAAGCCCGCUGCCGAGGCUUCCUCAUCCGGCAGACGUUUUGGCGUCGUCUCCGAGCCGUGUUGACCAUCCAGGCCUACACCAGGGGCAUGAUAGCCAGGCGCCUCUGCCAGAGGCUCAGGGCGGAGCGGCAGCAUCGCCUGGAUGCUGAGCGCCAGCGCCUGGCCGAGGAGGAGCAGCUGCGAAACCAGAUGACUGUCCGGCGGGCCAAAGCGGAGGCCGAGAGGAAACACCAGGAGCGGCUGAUCCAGCUGGCCCAGCAGCAGGAGGAGAGGGAGAGGGAGGAAAAGGAGGAGGCGAGGAGGAAGAAGGAGCUGCUGGAGCAGAUGGAGAGGGAGAAGGAGCAGCCCAUCGACCACUCCGACAUGGUCGACCGUAUGUUUGGUUUCCUCGGAGAUUCUGGUCCAUUACCAAACCAGGACGGACAAGCACCAGCUGGGUUUGAAGAUUUGGAGAAGACGCCUCGUGGUGAGGAAGCUGAAGAGGAGUUGCUGAACGAAGCUCCGCCCCUGCCCGAAGAGGAAGAGGAAGAUUUGUCCGAGUACAAAUUUUCCAAGUUUGCUGCAACUUACUUCCAGGGUGUUUCCACUCACACUUACAUCAGACGGCCGCUGAAACAACCUCUGCUUUUCCACGAGGAUGAAGGAGACCAGCUGGCUGCUUUAGCAGUGUGGAUCACUGUGUUGAGGUUCAUGGGGGACCUACCAGAGCCCAAAUGCCAGAUGGUUAUCAACGACGGCAGCGAAAAGAUCCCAGUCAUGACCAAGAUCUACGAAACUCUGGGCAAGAGGACCUACAAGAGGGAGCUGCAGGAGCUGCAAGUGGAAGAAGAGAACAGCUCCAUUGAGACCCAGAAGAGGAACAGCAUCAGGCAUAAACUUGUGUCUCUCACCCUGAAGAGGAAAUCUAAGAUCACAGAGGAGGUCGCCAGACGGCUGACAGAGGGGGGAGACUACAGCCUUCAGGGGAACAGCAUGCUGGAGGACCGACCCACCUCCAACCUGGAGAAGCUUCACUUUAUUAUCGGAAACGGCAUCUUACGGCCCGCCCUCAGGGAUGAGAUCUACUGUCAGAUCUGCAAGCAGCUCACCCAGAACCCGUCCAAAAGCAGCCACGCCCGUGGAUGGAUCCUGCUGUCCCUCUGCGUGGGCUGCUUCGCCCCCUCUGAGAAGUUUGUCAAAUAUUUACGGACGUUUUUGAUCAACGGUCCUCCUGGUUACGCUCCGUACUGCGAGGAAAGGCUGAGAAGGACGUUUGUGAACCUGACCCGGACACAGCCGCCAUCGUGGUUGGAACUGCAGGCCACAAAAUCUAAAAAACCCAUCAUGCUGCCAGUAACGUUCAUGGACGGCACCACGAAGACUCUGCUGGCAGACUCCGCCACCACAGCCAGUGAGCUCUGCAACGCGUUGGCAGAUAAGAUCAACCUGAGGGAUCGCUUCGGCUUCUCACUGUACAUCGCUCUGUUUGACAAGGUGUCGUCGCUGGGCAGCGGGAGCGACCACGUGAUGGACGCCGUCUCACAGUGUGAGCAGUAUGCGAAGGAGCAGGGUGCCCAGGAGAGGAACGCCCCCUGGAGGCUGUUCUUCAGGAAGGAGAUCUUCAACCCCUGGCACAACCCUGCUGACGACUACGUUGCAACAAACCUCAUUUACCAGCAGAUUGUCCGGGGGGUGAAAUUUGGAGAGUACCGCUGUGAGAGGGAGGAGGAUCUGGCUGAGCUGGCCUCUCAGCAGUACUAUGUGGAUUACGGCUCUGAGAUCCUCCAGGAACGUCUGCUCAGCCUCAUCCCGUCUUACAUCCCCGACAGAGAAAUCACAGCUAAUAAAACUGCAGAGAAAUGGGCUCAGCUCAUCAUCGGUGUCCACAAAAAGGGAUUACACAACAAAAGGAGGCUGAACACACAGAAGGUGAAGGAGGAUGUGGUGGAUUUUGCUCGGUUAAAGUGGCCUUUACUCUUCUCACGCUUCUACGAGGCCUUCAAAUUCUCAGGGCCCAGUCUUCCUAAGAAUGACGUCAUCGUGGCGGUCAACUGGACUGGGGUUUACUUUGUGGACGAACAGGAACAGGUCCUUCUGGAGCUUUCCUUCCCAGAGAUUACAGCCGUUUCCAGCAGUAGAGGGGGUAAACUCCAGGGUCAGAGUUUCACGUUGGCCACCAUGAAAGGAGACGAGUACACGUUCACCUCCAACAAUGCAGAGGACAUCCGUGACCUGGUGGUUGCCUUCCUCGAGGGUCUGAGGAGGAGGUCUAAAUACGUGGUGGGACUGCUGGACUGUCUGAACCCCGCGGGGGUCAAUUCCACAUUCCUGAGUUUCUCUAAAGGGGAUCUGAUCAUCCUGGACGAACAUGACGGGGAACAUGUGAUGAACUCAGGGUGGGCUCAUGGAGUCAAUGACAGGACCAAACAGAGAGGGGACUUCCCUGCCGACUGUGUCUACGUGCUGCCCACCAUCACCAGGCCACAGUAUGACAUAGUGGCUCUGGUGACGAUGACUCCUGAUCAGAGGCGAGAAUCUGUCAGCUUGUCUCAGAUGAACCUUGCUGAGCGGGACGACAAAUCCAAGGCCUACACGCUGGAGGAGUACUCCUACGACUACUUCAGGCCUCCUCCGAAGAGCACUCUGAGCAGGGUGAUGAUCUCUAAAGCCCGAGGGAAGGAGCGUCUGUGGAGCUGCAUCAGGGAGCCUCUCAAACAGCCUCUGCUGAAGAAAGUCCUGGCUCAUGAGGAGCUCUCCCAGGAUGCCUGUCUGGCCUUCAUCGCUGUGAUGAAGUAUAUGGGCGACUACCCAUCCAAACGAGGGCGUUCGGUCAACGAGCUCACAGAUCAGAUAUUUGAAGGAGCGCUGAAGGCUGAGCCCCUCAAAGACGAAAUCUUCUGUCAGAUUCUCAAGCAGCUAACAGACAAUCACAUAAAGUACAGUGAGGAGAAGGGCUGGGAGCUGCUGUGGCUCUGCACUGGUUUGUUUCCACCCAGUAACAUCCUGCUGCCUCAUGUCCAGAAGUUCCUCCAGGCCAAGAAACACUACCCGCUGGCUCCAGACUGCAUGCAGCGCCUACAGAAAGCUUUAAGAAAUGGAUCGAGGAAGUAUCCCCCUCACCUGGUGGAGGUGGAGGCCAUCCAGCACAAAACUACUCAGAUCUUCCAUAAAGUUUACUUCCCUGAUGACUCAGAUGAGGUAUUUGAAGUGGAAUCGAGCACAAAGGCCAAAGACUUCUGUCAUAACAUCUCUGGACGCCUCAUGCUCAAAUCCUCGGAGGGCUUCAGUCUUUUUGUGAAGAUCACAGACAAGGUCAUCAGCGUGCCGGACGGCGACUUUUUCUUCGACUUUGUGAGGCAUCUGACCGACUGGAUCAAAAAAGCAAGACAUGUAAAAGAUGGGAGUGCAGGUGUAGUGCCACCACUGACCUAUCAGGUGUUCUUCAUGAAGAAGCUUUGGACUAACACGGUGCCGGGGAAAGACUCCAUGGCUGACUCCAUCUUCCACUAUUACCAGGAGCUUCCCAAAUAUCUCCGCGGAUACCACAAGUGUUCGAAGGAGGAGGUGCACCAGCUGGCAGCGCUGAUCUACAGGGUGAAGUUUGAGGAUGAUAAAUCCCAUUUCCAGAAUAUUUCCAAAAUCCUGAAAGACCUCGUCCCUCAGGACCAGAUGAGACAUCUGUCCCCUGACGACUGGAAGAGGUCCAUCAUGACGCUGUUCAACAAACACUCAGGAAAGACGCGUGAAGACGCCAAACUCUCCUUCUUAAAAGUCAUUUACAAGUGGCUCACGUUUGGUUCUGCCUUCUUUGAAGUCAAGCAAACAACUGAUCCAAAUUACCCAGAAACCCUCCUGAUUGCUAUAAACAAGCAUGGAGUCAGUCUGAUUGAUCCGAAGUCAAAGGACAUCCUCACCACUCACCCCUUCACUAAGAUCUCCAACUGGAGCAGCGGAAACACCUACUUCCACAUCACCAUUGGAAACCUGGUCCGAGGCAGCAAACUGCUGUGUGAGACGUCCCUGGGCUACAAGAUGGACGACCUCCUGACCUCUUACAUCAGCCAGAUGCUGACAACAAUGACCAAACAGCGAACAUCCCGGGGCAACAGCAAGUGAGCAUGCAGCUGGAAAGUCAUCGAUCUCACCAAGUCAAUGGUGCACCACACACAGUGUGAGAAGAAACACACUCCUGAUGUAAAACUGACGCUGUGAACGUUGUCAUGCGUGCGAGGACCCAUCAGCCCUGUCUUAAGCCACCUUUUUGCCUUUGAAUCCCUUUUCACAGCUCAGUUUUGUGACUUUGCUGUGAAGUUUUGUUGUUAAACAGUUACUGCCGUGAUUUUUAGACUUUUUCUGAAGUAUCAGCAUCCGUGUUUAAACAGCUAAACAGAAUUUUGAUUUUCCCAUGAAUAAAAAGUUAAUCUGGGUUGUAUUUAUCGAGUAUCUUUGAAUGGGAAUUUGUUUUAGCAGCCAAAAAUUCAAAGGUAAU
Messenger RNA from Melanotaenia boesemani (Boeseman's rainbowfish), 7081 nucleotides. Its product is annotated as unconventional myosin-VIIa-like. The transcript has 47 exons. Gene Ontology annotation, molecular function: ATP binding; protein binding; cytoskeletal motor activity. Bases 1 to 6708 code for a protein of 2235 amino acids. The record is from RefSeq and is a predicted model, not a curated record. Lineage: Eukaryota; Metazoa; Chordata; Actinopteri; Atheriniformes; Melanotaeniidae. Gene Ontology annotation, cellular component: myosin complex; cytoskeleton.